Messenger RNA from Corylus avellana, 1646 nucleotides. RefSeq names its product tubulin beta-8 chain. NCBI's taxonomy places the organism in Eukaryota, Viridiplantae, Streptophyta, Magnoliopsida, Fagales, Betulaceae. Gene Ontology annotation, molecular function: structural constituent of cytoskeleton; GTPase activity; GTP binding. The record is from RefSeq and is a predicted model, not a curated record. Gene Ontology annotation, biological process: microtubule-based process. Gene Ontology annotation, cellular component: microtubule.
CACACACACACCCGCAAACUUUCUCUCAAGCUUUCCAUCACUUUCCCAAGAAAAGAAAAAAACACAGCCAGAGAAAAUGCGUGAGAUUCUUCACAUCCAGGGGGGCCAAUGUGGGAACCAGAUCGGAGCGAAGUUCUGGGAGGUGGUUUGCGCGGAGCAUGGGAUCGACUCGACGGGUCGUUACCAGGGAGACACGGAGCUCCAGCUGGAGCGGGUGAAUGUGUACUACAACGAGGCGAGCUGUGGGCGGUUCGUGCCACGCGCGGUGCUGAUGGAUCUGGAGCCAGGUACGAUGGACAGUGUGAGAUCCGGGCCGUACGGGCAGAUAUUCCGACCAGAUAACUUCGUGUUCGGGCAAUCGGGUGCGGGGAACAACUGGGCCAAGGGGCACUACACGGAAGGGGCGGAGCUAAUCGAUUCGGUGCUUGAUGUGGUGAGGAAGGAGGCCGAGAAUUGUGACUGCUUACAAGGGUUUCAGGUAUGCCAUUCUUUAGGAGGUGGGACGGGGUCAGGAAUGGGGACCCUGCUGAUAUCGAAGAUAAGGGAGGAGUACCCGGACCGAAUGAUGCUCACCUUCUCUGUGUUCCCAUCCCCCAAGGUCUCCGACACCGUCGUUGAGCCCUACAACGCCACCCUCUCUGUCCACCAGCUUGUCGAGAACGCCGACGAGUGCAUGGUCCUCGACAAUGAGGCCCUCUACGAUAUCUGCUUCCGCACUCUCAAGCUCACCACCCCCAGCUUUGGGGAUUUGAACCAUCUCAUUUCUGCUACCAUGAGUGGUGUCACAUGCUGCCUUCGCUUCCCUGGUCAGCUGAACUCCGACCUUCGCAAGUUAGCCGUAAACUUAAUUCCGUUCCCACGGCUUCACUUCUUCAUGGUUGGCUUUGCACCUCUCACUUCUCGUGGUUCCCAGCAAUACCGAGCCCUCACUGUCCCUGAACUCACUCAGCAAAUGUGGGAUGCUAAGAACAUGAUGUGUGCUGCUGACCCUCGACAUGGCCGAUACCUCACAGCAUCAGCCAUGUUCCGUGGCAAGAUGAGCACAAAGGAGGUCGAUGAGCAGAUGAUAAAUGUGCAAAACAAGAACUCAUCCUACUUUGUGGAGUGGAUCCCCAAUAACGUGAAGUCCACUGUGUGUGACAUCCCUCCCACUGGCCUGAAGAUGGCUUCCACAUUUAUCGGAAACUCUACAUCAAUUCAAGAGAUGUUUAGGAGGGUCAGUGAGCAGUUCACGGCUAUGUUCCGCAGGAAGGCGUUUUUGCACUGGUACACGGGGGAGGGCAUGGACGAGAUGGAGUUUACUGAAGCUGAAAGUAACAUGAAUGACCUGGUUUCUGAGUACCAGCAGUAUCAAGAUGCAACUGCAGACGAGGAAGAAGAGUAUGAGGAGGAAGGUUAUGAGGAAGAGGCUUAACAUACAAGUUCUGUUGGUUUUUUCUGUAGGAUAGUAAUGAAUUUACUCUGGUUCUAGUUUGUGUUUGUUCUGCUUUGGAGUGUCUCUAAACAUUUGUGGGGUUUGGUGUUGCAAUGCCGCAUUGCCUGUGUCUGGGUGUGCAUCCUUUCUUUUUGUUGUUGUCUCCACAAUUAACAGAACUUUUGUUUGGAUUAAUGCUUUCAUAUGGUAGUUUCUUUUUUCAGUUUUCAUA